Messenger RNA from Brassica rapa (field mustard), 9350 nucleotides. RefSeq lists its product as uncharacterized. Lineage: Eukaryota; Viridiplantae; Streptophyta; Magnoliopsida; Brassicales; Brassicaceae. The record is from RefSeq and is a predicted model, not a curated record.
CAAGGAAAAAUGAUAUUCAAAUAUGUAUAUGAUAUAUGGUGUAGGAUAUAGGAAUUUGGUUUGUAUUGAAAAUCUGUAUAAUAUUCAAAUGAUCUAUUUUGAAUAUUGAUACAUAUAUUUAAGAAAAUAAUAUUUUCAUGUUUCUUAAUUUUAUAGUUCAUAAUAUAUUUAUAUUUAUAUUAAAUUUAAAGUUAGUAUAUCUUUUAAAUAUACUCUCUAUGUUCUGAAAUGUAAGAUGUUUAGAAUACUUUUUAUGUUUCAAUAUAUAAGAUGUUCUCAUAUUUCUAGGUAACUUUAAGUUUAUCAAAAACUAUGUAGCGAAUCAAAUUUAAUAGUUUUAUUUUGUAAUUGGUUGAGUAGUUUUUAGUUUAUAAUUUUAAUGAUACUUUCUAGGUAAAAAGUAAUUUUUUUAAUAAGUGUGUACUACCCAAAACAUCUUACAUUUCAGAACAGAGAGUAUAUAUUUAGGAUCAUUGUUUAUAGAUCUAUUUAAGUGUAUCUGUAGGCCAAAACCAAAAGACUUAAAUGCCAUUAAUGAAUUUUAUUAAUCUCUUGUAAAAAUAAGGGUAUUUUUGGGAAAACUGUAAUUUUCAUUAAGGGUAUAAUUUGGGAAUGAGCAUCUUUUAAUGGUAUUUAUAUUAAUUUAAAAACUUAUAACAUAUUAUUGUCUUUAACAUUUUAAGAAGAAUAUAAUAAAAAACCAAUCAAAUGAAAAAAAUAUUUUUUUCCAAUUGGCUAAAUUGAUCUAGAACUAUGUUUGUAUACGUACGGAUCUAAUGGUGAACUAAAUAAUUAAGAGCAAGAGCCAAGACAGCCUACCUCAUAGUGUAACAUCGUUUUUAGCUUUGUACCUUAUAAGUGUUGACCAAAUUUUGUGUGUGUGUGUGUGUGUGUGUCCGUGUGGAAGUUAAUUUAGCCCCAUAAUCAUAUGAUACUGAUUUGUAGCCAAAUGUAUCCUCAUGUACGUCCAUGUACUUCUCCAUCACCAGGUGCCAUGUCCUCGAGAUUCAGAUAUGGAAUCAAUGAUCAAAAAGACUAUCAUCCUACCUACCCAAACAAUUAUUUUUGGGUGAACAGUCGUCAUAUAUAUAUAUGAUUCUAAAAGGUUCUAUAAAACAAGCACAAAUGUGAAAAACAGACAUACCUAACUAGAUUGCUAUUCCAUAUCUUAUUUUGUGUUUUAGUUUAUAUAUCAUUAUUGUUAGUUACUAUCUAAAUCAAUAAUUGUAUAAUUACGAUUUUCUGCUAGUGUUCCAAAAUAGUUGCAUGUAAUCUGAGAUAGCAUUAGUAUAUAUGUCAAAGAGCAUAUAUAUCCAAUAUUGCAGAUUGAUAAACAUAAUUCUGAGAUAUACGAAUAUGUUAAAAUUUAAAAGGACGGUUGGGCUAUCAGCCUGAUCAAAUUUAAGUGGAUUCGCACAAAAGCCCCUUUAAUAGAAGAGAUACGUCUCCCCAAAAAGGUUGUAUUUGUAAUGGACCAAAUGAUAUACAGCAGCAACAAAAUAUAAUUUUGUAGCCCAAAUAUUUCUUAUAGAAUUGUUGAAAAGUAAUGGCACUAGCUUCAUUUAGUUCUUUUAAAUAUUUGCAACAAUAAUAUUCAAAUAUCGUUUCCUUAAAUUGAUCAACUAAAUUUAUGAUUAAAAAAGUUUUUUAAAAUAACAGAAACUAUUUAACUUUUUAACAUAUGUAUUCAAAGUAAAUGCAUAAAAAGAAAAUGCUAAAGAAGAGUUGAGCUAAAAAAGUCGGUUGAAACUUGAAACUGAGCAAAUAAUAGUGAGACAAGACAAGUCCUAGUAAAUGCCAAGACAUUGCAGCUCUGCAAUACUUCAUAUAUCCAUGAACGUUUGAAACAUGUGGUCAUGUUGUAACUACCUUAAUUUGUAACCCAUGAAAAGAUAUUCUUCUACUUUGAAAUCAUCAAGAAAAGAAAUCCAGACAACCUUAAUUUGUAAAGUUUUCGAAACUUGAAAACCCCCAAAGAAAGUGAAGAGUAGAGAAACAUAAAGUGUGGUCGAAAUCAUAUUGUAAUACUCAAGCUGUCUCUUCUCAGAAAGAUGCGUGGCUAAAAUAUCAUCAUCUCACCAUGCAUUAAUUUGCUUGUACGGUUUAUUUUGAAGUAUUUCUGUCACACUUUUAAAUAGCAUCUGCUCGUUUACCAAUGCAAUACAGUAAUAAAGUUACAUAGCUUUCUUUUGAUAGCUCCCUCAGGUUAAAGAAAAGCUCAAGAACCAAAAUAACAUAAGAUAUAUACAUAUUGGAUUUUUUGUCCGUGCAAAGAAUCUUGUUCUUGUUCUUUCUUCUUUUGUCAGUCCAUUUUCACAUGCCACUUGUCUUUAUACGUUAGAGGUAAUAACAAAACAAGAAGACAGGCUUUGUCUUAAUGGAAAUGGGUAGAAAAUGGUCCAGUGGAGGCAGAUCCAGGAGCAAAUCCAGUGAAGCUAAUGGCUGUAUCUCUGCUCUUUACCACUUUUUUCAUUCUCACCAUUUUUACUUUCCUUCACGUCAUCAUCACCACCAACCAAGUUUUGAUUCUCCUUCUAGAUAUCCAAAAGGCUUGGUUGCGCCACGAAACAGCUUGGAGUUAACAGAGGAGUCUUCACUAUCAACAAAUUACAAGGAAAAAGAUAGCUUAAACAUCUCUGUUGGCGGGAAAAGGUCAAACCUUAGAGCUCUUAUUUUUGAUAGAUCCUCUGAUAACUGCAACUCACCUAGCGCCAAGUCACCAAACCUGGUGGCUAGACUCAUGGGUCUUGAUCUUCUUCCUGAUAACUUGGACCUUAAUAUAUCAUCAAGGAAAAGUGUAAGAGGACAUAGACACUCUGAGAGCGGGUCAGGGACAAGAUCUUUGCCUGAGAGCCCCAGGGUGUCUUCUGCUCGUAAAUCAGAUUCUGACGUUCGUCGCCUCUCUCUUCAGCUAAACAGAGAGAAUAAGCAUGAAGACUCUGUGUGUCGGAGGCUGAAAGAUGAGGAAAAUCAAAGUCCGGGAAAUAAUGAGAGGGUCAUCACUAGAAGACUUGGUAUGGAUAUAACAAACUUGCUUGAGAACAGAAGGGUAAGACAAGGACAAGACCAGAUUAAGCAUAGGAAAGUGAGAAGCAUGUCUUCACGGAAAGAGAACACACUGAGCUCCAGUCCCACAUUUGUGUUCAAACAAGAUAACAUCUCUCGACAACAAACAAAAACGUUGACCCUUUCAAAAGAUUCCAAGAAAAACCUCAAAAGCGUAGAUGAACAGCCGCUAAGACCUACCAACGUAUGCAAGAAAGUGUGUAGUAAAUCAAAGUUCUCUCCUCAUUCAACACCCAAUAACCAACACAAGCGGAGACAAGUCAUCUCUACAUCAAGAUGUGAUCAUUUACACAAGAAAGAAUGCAAGCAAAUCCCAAACUCAUCAGCUGUCUCUGCCUCAGAACGUCCUCGGAAACAGAUGGAAAGAGCGGAAGGACCGGAACAGAAAGAAGAUGGGACGAUAUGCUUCGGUCAGAUGUAUAACUACGAGGAGAAGCUUCCUCAAGAACUUCUAAGUUCCAGUUCUUCCCAUUCAACCACCAUUUCUGCCACCUUCUCCAACGUAGGAAGAACCAAAAUCUAUUUUGAAUAUCUUACGGGGAUGAAAAAGCUUGAAAAAGAAGAGGAAAGGGUGGUCGCAGAGGUUGAGCGGCAUAUUGUAGACGCACUCGUGCUAGAAACGGUAAAAUUGGCUUGCGUUUGAGUGGAUAAAACGAGGCGUUUUAGUAAUAACGAAAGUUGUGGCCUUGUGGGAACGUGAUGAGGGCUAUUCUAAAGUAGCGUCUGCGUUUUGUUCUUAAGCGACUAUUACUAACGAGAGACUCAACGCAUAACAUGACAGUGUGCGUUUUGCAUCUCGCUUUGCCAUCGCUGUUACUAAUUGUCGAAACAAUCAUCUGAAUUUCCAAGAAUAAAUAGCGCUUUAUCUGUUUAAAUCUCAUGAACAAAUUCCAUACUCUUUUUUUCUAAAUAUAUUAUAGAGAAAAAGACCAAAAUAGCACUAAAUCAAGUUUUUGUUCCCAAACUAGCACUCAAGCCCAAAAGUCACAAAAAUAGCAUUCAAGGGGUGGGGUUUAGGGUUUAGAAUUUAGGGUUUAGGGUUUAGAGUUUAGGUUUUAGGGUUUAGAGUUGAGAAGUGAGGUUUUGGGGAUUAGAUUUCAAAUUUUAAAAAAUAAAAAAAUUUAAAUUUUUCAAAAGAUAAAAUGCUAUUUUGGUCGUUUUAGUUUUUGAGUGCUAUUAUUGUGAUAUAAACUUAGAAAGGUACUAUUUUGGAGAUUUGCCCUAUAUUAUAUAUCCUUUUGCGGUUAUAUCCUUUUUUUGUUGAAAGUUUGCGGUUAUAUCCUUUUUUUAAAAAAAAAGUACGCCAUUUAGUAUAAACUAGGAUUAGACCCGCGCCUUGCGCGGGGUGAGAUUUUUUAAAAUUUUUUAAAAAUUAGGUUAUAAGAUGAAUAUUACUGAUAUGUGGUGGGGUUUUUAUUAAGAGAUAUAGGAUUUUUGUUUUUUCGUUAUAUAAGUAUUUAUAGAUAUUGGAAGAUUAAAUUGUAUUUACAGUCAAUGAUCUUUCUAUAAAUAUUUUUGCUUAUUACCGAGUAUGUGAUAUAUUUUUAGUAAGACAAAUAAAAUAGCAUACCAUUUUUUUGGUAACUAAUCUUAUUAAAAGAUUUAUAUUUGAUUAUUGUAAAGACUUUAACACAACUUAAUAGAACUUGGAAUUAAAAAAAAUAUUUCUCACAACAUUUAUGUAAAUUAUAUUGUCGUAACAUAUAUAACAUAAUAGAUGAGUUGAAUAAUUAUAAUGGGCCAUAAUAAUAAACAAAUAAAUUGAAAGGCCCGAUUAUAUUUGUUCCUUAAUUAUGAUUGUCCAAUAUUUGAGGGGAAAAGCAAGUCAUUGUCUUAACACAAAUUGCAGAUAUAUUGUUUCCCAAAUUUUUUUAAUUUUUCCCAUAUUUGCCGUUCCCGAAUCGACUGUUUCGUUUAUCACCGUCACAGACGAUUCCAAAGCGAUCUUCUGAUUUAUCUCUCUGUGCAAUACGUAUUCCCGUUCCAAACCUAAUCAAUAACAGCAAUCGAAGGUUACUGGUCUUCCACAGAGUAAACAAUCGAUUCAGAAAAUGAGAAGCUAUAAGGUUAGUCAAGUUGAUAAUAUUUUGAGAUCUGUAAAAUCAAUUAUCAAUUGCAGGGAGUUUCAUUUGUUUCGGUAUUUAUUUUUCAAUCGGGUCUCGAAUAUAGGUUGAAAUCUGACAUAGCUUUCACAGAAAACCUAAAUCCAUCGUUUACCUAUAUGAUUUCAACAAAUCUAAAUUCUAUUUAGGAGUAUCUAUUUGAAUUCAAAUGCUUGAUAAAAAUGUUAAAAUUUAAUGAUUGUUUGCUUGAUUGAAAUAGAAUUUUUAUGAUUAGUAUUAAAAAUUCUUUGCUUGAUAUGAGUAUACUUAAACAAUCAAGCAAAGCAAAACUUUGUGAAUUAUCCUUAAAUGUAUUUGAGUUGACGAUAUAUUUUAGUUUAUAUUGAAUAAGAGUUUCACAUUGCAGAGAAAGAUUGAAGAGGUGGGAACUAAGGGUGUUUUUUCAGACAAUAGGACGUCUACUAAUAAGGUUAGCAUCAACUGUAUUGACACAAUAGUGAGAUAAUUAAUUAUACGACCCAGUAAAGGACGCACUUGUGAAAAAUUAACUAUCAUUUAGCAUUGUAAAAAUAGAGAUCAAAAUAAAUUUAUCUUAUGUUAUAAAACCCAGGAACAUUAUAAAGCAAAAUCAAAAACUGAAAGAAAAAAACUGAAAACGAUAAAAUGUAACACCAAACGUCCUCCUCAUUAUCCCUUCGAAUGCUUGUUGCAAGACAUCAAUAAGCAUUUGGUGGAAUCCUGUUAAAAAAAGGACAAUUUUUUUUAACAAACAGUAGAGAUCUUUAAUGAUAUGAACAAAAUCGUGUUUUGUAAAGAUAUUAAUGCUCUUACAGCUGACGAAAAGCUAUAAUCUCCGGAAUAUUGGGUUCGAAUUCAAUCCUCGAACAUCCUUCAAUGUUCGUGAUGAAUGUGAAUCGACCUAAUGAAACAUAAAAAAAAUAUUUUGGUAAACACGUAUAAUUUAAGAACCAAUUUUACAGCGUAUAAAUUAAGUAUAAAUUUAACAGGUUUAAAACAAAAUUUAUACCUUGGAGCCUUUCGAUUUGCCAAAAACUCAAGACACACAAAACAACAUUUGCUCUUGUAUAAUUCCAGUAAGCAUCAAUCUCAACAGCGUUCCUUCCAUAUGCAACACAGUUUAGAUGUUUAUACCUGUAAUGUUAAGAGUCAUAUCAUCUUAGGAAAAUAGUAAAUGUAUUGUGUCAUAAACAAUGGAUUAAAGUAACACUUGAACUCACCCAGGAUUGACCAAGCUAAAACGCAUUUUUGGUAUCAUUGGCCCUCCAGGGGCUCCAACAUGUUCUAGAUCACCAACACUCACCAUAGCUCCGUAGACGUCUAUUGAAUAGAGUAAACAUAAGUGAUAUGGGAUAACACAAUGUAAAACAUAAAUAUACAUAUGAAAGUGUCAAAGAAAUAUUAUUAACAUAAGGAAAUUUGACGUUUAAACUUUUAAAAACAACAUACCUACAGAGUACAUAGGAUGUGCAAGGCCUCUCAAUAUGGUUUUAAAUUCUUUAAAACCAUAAUAGUUGCAAUCAGUUCUUGCUGGGACGUUAUUAAUAAUAGUAUUCUCACCAGUAAAUACAUGGAAGCGGUUUGUAGUAACCCUAAACCGGCGGAAAUUAUACAUUAGUUUGAAACCAUGGAUCUCAUACCAUUCUCCUUCAAACAUGAUGCAUUCAUUUCUGAUCAUUAUUUCAUCGACAAUAGUUCCUAGAACCGUGUUACCCUGUAUGCAAACAUAAAAUUAACAGUUAGAAAAACGACCAAAAAAAAUAAUACAGUAUAAACGGUAAUAAUAUCAAUCAUACUUUUUCAUCACCCAUUAGCAUUUGAGUUUCCCCACGGAUUAUUGCAGAACCAUCCUUCCAUUUACUGAUUACCUUCACUCUGACUACAGGAUUUUUGAGGGGGAGCUCAAAUUCAGAGAAAAACAUGAUAGAGCUCAUGAGGAAAUUGCUUAAAUAAAGAAGCAGGAAGUUUUGAUAUAAAGUCAAGCGAAGGAGCAACUUCACACCUUGAGUUCACCAUGCAUCCAACGUACAUGAAAAUUAUUAGGUGAGUUUCUCAUAAUGUCAAUAGAAUUAAUCCAUGUAGAUUGCUGUUCAAGUAUAGAUAAUGAAAAGUAAUUUCGUCGUUUCUUUUUCGUAUAGCUUCGCCAGGUUGCUGGAUAACUUUAGAAUGAUAAUCUCGCACACUUCCUUAGUCACUGCCGUAAUAUUGGUUCUUCCCUAUUGAAAAUACAUUAAACCAAUCCUAUAUUAUUGCCACGAUAAGAACAGUUAUAUUUAUACACAAAUUAUACAAAAACUUACAUAUGCUUCUCGUAGUAGUUCCAAUCUUCAGAAAACACCAAAGAACAAUACCAUAUUUUCUGCAUAUUAUAGAUAACCACAUUGAUAAGUUUUGAAUUUAUUCAAUCCGAAAGAGUAUUAGGCAAAUAACGAAUAGGUACCUGGAUUCUUGAAGGUAUUGUAACUUCACAUUUCCUUGUCGAAAAGGUUUUGAAAAACCUCCUUGUACACAACAUUCAUCGUCGACAAUUGAUGAUUUCCAUCUUUGUCGGUAAUAAGAAUCUUUAACCCCCUCCUCGACUUGACCCGAGAAACAGCAACAUACAAUUGUCCAUGAGAGAAGACUGGUUUAGGAAGAUACAACCCAACAUUGCCUAAUGUUUGCCCUUGGCUCUUGUUAAUUGUCAUUGCAAAUGCGACUUUAAGAGGAAACUGCCUCCGCCUCAUUUUAAAUGGAAGGCUUGCAUCUGAAGGUUCAAUCAGAAGACGAUGUAAGAAGACCUUCUCUCCAACUCUAGUGCCCGUGAUGAAUUUAGCUGCGAUUAUAUGGAUUCCAAGUUGUGUUAUCUGGAGCCUAGUGCCGUUACAUAAACCUUCCGUAGGAUCUAUGUUCCUUAAAAUCAUAACCGGUGUACCAAUUCUUAGUCUUAGAGCAUGAUUAGGCAGUCCGGAAACUUUAAUGCUAUUCAAAAAUUCAGGGGAGAAGACGGAAUCAUCUUUCGAAUUCAAAUCAGAGGGAUCAAUGCUGUCUGAGCUUAAGUAAAUUCUUUCCUCACCUAAGAAAAAACGAAAAAAUAUGAAUAACAUGACAAAUUAAAUAACAUUAAACUAACAUGGGAAAAUACCUUUUAGACGAUCAAGCAUAUAGUCGUUAAUUACUUCUACAUCUGCGUUGGUGGGACAUAAGAUAGCUCGCUCUUGGAAGAAAACUGGAUCUUUCGAGUCUUCGAACGUGUUCCCAUAAACUUCAGAAACAAUAGCUGCAAUUGGUUCUUUGCAUUCCUUUAUCAACAAAUCUUUUGGAAUUUCUAUCAUUGUUUCCCCAGUAUUUGGUUCAUUGAUCUUCCCAUUUCCUAAAUCCAGUAUCCAUUUCGAGAAGGUCUUUAUCUCUUCAGCCUGCUGCGGAUCAGUUUCAGCCAUUAACCUCAUGUUUUUCGUUAGUUCCAAUACCUUACAAUGCUUCCAUAAAUAGGAAGAAUUAAGAGUUGCCAAAACAAUGUCAGGUCUAGAUCCUCUCGGAAUUACGGGUAAAAUCUGUCGAAAAUCGCCUCCGAAAACCACAACUUUACCACCGAAUGGUGUUCCCUCCGGACUCUUCAUAAUAUCAGCCAUUGUUUUAUCAAGAGCUUCGAAGCAAUGCUUACUCAUCAUAGGUGCUUCAUCCCAUAUAAUCAGAGAUGCUCUAGCUAUCAGUUCUGCCUGAUUACUACCUGGUUGUAUCUUGCAAGUCGAGAACUCAUCUGGAUUGAUCGGUAUGCCAAAUCUUGAAUGCGCAGUUCUUCCACCAGGCAGUAAAAGUGAUGCUAUACCACUUGAUGCGACAUUCAGAACAAUUUCACCUCGUGAUCGAAUAGCAGCUGAUAAGAUAUUCCACAAAAAAGUUUUUCCUGUCCCUCCAAAGCCGUAGACAAAAAAAACACCGCCUUGUCUGUUAAGCACAGCACCAAUUAUCUGAUCAUAGAUUGACCUUUGCUCAUCUGUCAAUUUCACAAUCCAUUCAUCAUGCUGUGAACGCAAUUCAGCUUUCGGAUAGUUAAGCUCUUCUUGUAUCAGAAGAUUUUCCGUGAAUGAUUGUGAGCUCUCGGCUGGUUUUGGCAUUGUAUCCCAAUUAUUCAGCGAACUGUUUUUGGUACGUAGUAUGUUUUCGAUCAAAACUAACGUACAGUUUAAGAUCUCUUCCUCACUCAAAAUGAGCCCUACAACA